GAGAUUGGGUCAUUCAACAGAAGAAACUUCCUUGUCCGGCCCGCACAUAUAGGCUAGGGGGGAAAUGUAACAACAUUCACAUCGGCUGUCCGAAGGAUAACCGUUUUCGCACUGCUAAACAUGUACACGUGAAGACACAGACCGCACUAUCGUAUUGGUCUAUCUCAUUACAAUAAAAUAGUAAGAGUAGCCUGUGAAGUUGCAAUUGCUGUUGGCUAAGUAUAUAAUUGGUACAAAUGGAGAGACAACUGGUAACGUUCGUGGAUCGGGUCAAAUCUGGCGGUGGUAUCUCAGACGAAAUAUCAUCUGAAUACAAUAGUAUUCGAGCUCAGACUGCUGACAGGAAGCAGAGGAGCAGCUUCACGACGGAGGCCGGGGGCUUGAAGGAGAACAUCAAGAAGAACCGUUACAGGGACAUCUUGCCCUAUGACCAGACGCGUGUUCGACUGGAGCCACUGGAAAACAAGUUUGAAUCGGACUACAUCAAUGCCAGCUUCAUCCAGGUAAUGCUUCAAAUCAAUAUCAAUGCCAGCUUCAUCCAGGUAAUGCUUCAGAGCACUAUCAAUGCCAGCUUCAUCCAGGUAAUGCUUCAGAGCACCAUGAAUGGCAGCUUAAUCCAGGUAAUGCUUCAGAGCACUAUCAAUGCCAGCCUCAUCCGGGUAAUGCUUCAGAGCACUAUCGAUGCCAGCUUCAUCCAGGUAAUGCUUCAGGGCACUAUCAAUGCCAGCCUCAUCCGGGUAAUGCUUCAGAGCACUACCAAUGCCAGCUUCAUCCAGGGUGCAACACGAAAUAAAAGAUACAUUGCCACCCAGGGACCUCUGAGUCACACUCUAGGGGAUUUCUGGAGAAUGCUUUGGCAGUAUAACGUAAAGGUCAUAGUGAUGGCCUGUAGAGAAAUAGAAAUGGGAAAGAGAAAGUGCGAGCGCUACUGGGCUGCCCACUCGGAGACGUCCACCUUCGGCCCUUUCGUCGUCACAAACCUGGAAGAAGUUUGCCCAAAUGAAGAAGUGGUCGUACGGAUUCUGCAGGUGAAAUACCAGGAUGAAAGCCGGACUCUCUCCCAGUUUCAGUACACUGCUUGGCCGGACCACGACAUUCCUUACACGUCGGACGGAAUUCUGGGAAUGAUGGACAUGCUCCGGAAGGUGCAGGGAACGGACGCCGCCCCGAUUCUCGUUCACUGCAGUGCUGGCUGUGGAAGGACUGGGGUGAUAUGCACAGUAGACUAUGUGCAUGAUCUUCUACUGACUCAGAGAAUCACCGAGGAUUUCAGCAUCAUGGAGAUCGUGACGGUCAUGCGGACGCAGAGGCCGUCGGCGGUUCAGACCAAGGAGCAGUAUGGGUUUGUGUACCACACUGUGGCUCAGAUGUUCCAGAAGCAUCUACUGGCCCUGUGCAACAACAACAAGAGCCUGGCUGAAAACCUCCGGCCUCUCUACGACAAUGUGGAGUCCGUGAGCAGACAGCAGCCCCAGACACAGCCGCACAGAGCCAGCAGCGUCCAGCCGAGAAGUAGACCCAGCCUGGUGCCCCAAAGGCCCCACUCCGGGCAGCCCAAGAUGAACGACACGUACGCCGUCAUCAACAAGCCCAAACAGAGGCCGGUGGCGGCCUCCACUCCUUCCCUUCCCACUCGCUCCCCCCCGCCCGCCGUCCAUCACUAUGACAACGCGGGCCUGGGGGCGCCCCUCUACAGCAAGGUCAAACCGAAGAGCCAUCGCGGCAGCGGCGACAGUGGCGGUGGCGGCCGCGGCCCCCCGACCCAAUCCGUCUCGCCCACCUACGACCGAGCCCUACCGCAGUACCCCGGAGGGGCGCAGGCCUCGCCUGCGGCUGACCACGGGGACUACGAGCCCCUCCCAGGGAUUUUCAGCUCGUCCAGCAGAAAUUCCAAGGUUUCUGACAUUCCUAAAAUCAGAAAACAAUCUGAGGAUUUAAACUCAACAGACGAUGACUACGAAUACGUUUCAAACCCCAUCAAAGGCACAGCUGGCUACUCCUCUCCUGGCGGUAUGGGGUUCAACUGCCGAAUCAAGAAGCCGAAAGGACCGCGAGACCCGCCGGCGGAAUGGAGCCGGGCUGAGCGUUAGCGCGUGCGCUAAUAGCGGGCCACCCAUCCGGUCCAAUCCGCCCAAGCGAUUAAACCGUUCGCGGAAUGUCAAGGAAACCGAAUUAUUUCUCGACUCAAGAGAAGGAACGACGAGACACGCUAUGCGGGUAAAAAAAAAGUGACGGUUACGGCUCAGAUUGCGUGAAAUGUGUCAUUCCACCGGAUGCCUUGUUCGUGUCAGGACGCACCUGGACGUGUGCGUCUGGUGGGAUAUUUAUUUUAUGUACAGCGUAAGAAUAAUUUAUUCAGGAUUUUCUUAGCAACGAUUUUUAAAAAAUGCAAUGGCACUGGCGUGACGUUAUUAAGCAAAUAAACCACCGCUAUGCUUACAGGACAUAGCCUACACGUGGUGUUUUAGGUAAAAAUCUAAUGCAUUGUGUGCCAGAUCUGCCGUUAGAGAAUAAAUGGAAAAUCAGUAGAAAAGAGAAGGCAGGAAGAGUAGAUAGUUUUAUCAAUGAUAGUUAUUUCUGAGGAGUUUCUCCAGUGCAGCUUUUUACAUUUAAUUGUGCUGUCUUUGGUAUGCAAAGUUUGGUUCAGUAACUUCUAAUUAUAUGAUGUGCAAAGCACAUUGUCCUCCAGUGACGCUUGACCAUCGUACCAGAGCAUUAGAGGGCAGUUCAGACUGUACCAUAAUGGAACGAAUCUGCAAACACACUGAACUUGUAGGACCCCAUCUAAUCCACAAGGGGGCACUGUGGAAGUUUGAAAUCUGGGACAGGAAGCAAAAAAAAAAAACAACUAUUCAAAAUAUGUAAAUUUGUUGCUUUUCUGUUUAAUUUUGUAAAUGAUCAUGGCUAUUAGGAUGCAUAUUGUCAGAGUGCAAAGGCUAUGGCCAGGUGAAUGUAAAGUUUUUCUUUAUACAUGAACUGACAAUAAAUGAUCUGCUAAAGCUGA
Molecule: messenger RNA, 3004 nt
Organism: Anguilla rostrata (American eel)
Lineage: Eukaryota; Metazoa; Chordata; Actinopteri; Anguilliformes; Anguillidae
Gene: ptpn18
Product: protein tyrosine phosphatase non-receptor type 18
Exons: 17
Coding region: 237-2090 (617 amino acids)
Biological process (GO): peptidyl-tyrosine dephosphorylation
Cellular component (GO): cytoplasm; nucleus
Molecular function (GO): non-membrane spanning protein tyrosine phosphatase activity
Source: RefSeq, a predicted model, not a curated record